AUGACCACAGCAACAACGGCCAAAAAGGUGCAACAAGUUGCCUUUGUGUGUCUUCUGCUGAUUGGGGCAGCCAGUGUGACGGCCAAGCCGAAGCCUGGAGGCGGCGGCUGGUCAUCCGGAGGUGGCGGAGGAUAUGGUGGUGGUGGCGGUGGCGGUCACGGCGGUGGUGGCGGCGGUGGUGAUGUCCAGGUCAUCAAAGUCAUCACAGAAAGCGGCGGCGGUGGCGGUGGCGGCGGCGGCGGCUGGUCUUCUGGAGGAGGUGGUGGCGGCGGUGGCUGGUCUUCUGGCGGCGGAGGCGGCGGCGGUUGGUCUUCUGGAGGAGGCGGUGGUGGUGGCGGCGGAGGCGACAUAAAGCUCAUUAAGAUCAUAAGCCUGGGCAGCGCUGGCGGCGGUGGUGGCGGACAUGGAGGCGGCGGCGGCGGUGGUUGGUCGUCUGGUGGUGGUGGAGGCGGCGGCGGCUGGUCUUCAGGUGGUGGUGGCGGCGGCGGUGGCGCCACCAAAGUCAUCAAAAUCAUUAAACUGAACGGCGGCGGCGGCGGUGGUGGCCAUGGUGGUGGCGGCGGCGGCUGGUCCUCUGGUGGCGGCGGCGGUGGCGGUUGGCAGCCAGCUGGCGGCUGGGCCUAA
This is a messenger RNA of Drosophila hydei, 624 nucleotides long. Its product is annotated as glycine-rich protein DOT1. The transcript is spliced from 2 exons. The record is from RefSeq and is a predicted model, not a curated record. The coding region runs from base 1 to 624 and encodes 207 amino acids. NCBI's taxonomy places the organism in Eukaryota, Metazoa, Arthropoda, Insecta, Diptera, Drosophilidae.